Molecule: messenger RNA, 600 nt
Organism: Schistosoma bovis
Lineage: Eukaryota; Metazoa; Platyhelminthes; Trematoda; Strigeidida; Schistosomatidae
Source: the annotation of a GenBank genome assembly
AUGACUUCUAAGAGGCUACCCGCUGACACUUGUGACAGGCCGCUUUACAAAAUAGUGGUUGUAGGUGAUGGAGGUGUUGGAAAGUCUGCACUAACAAUCCAGUACUUCCAGAGGAUGUUUCUCGAAGAACAUGAUCCUACGAUUGAGGACUCAUACAUCCAAAACGCUGAGAUCGAUAAUGAGCUGUGUAUGUUGUAUGUACUGGAUACUGCAGGACAGGAGGAGUUUAGUGCAAUGCGAGAGCAGUAUAUGCGCAUAGGUCAAGGAUUUAUCAUUGUAUACUCAGUGACAGAUCCUCAGAGUUUUGAAGAAGUUCAAAGAUUUCACAAAGAAAUUUCACGGUGUAAAGACUGUGGUUCUUAUCCUAUGAUAUUGGCAGCAAAUAAGAUUGAUUUGUCUCAACAACGCCAAGUUUCGGAAGAAGAGGGUAAACGUCUAGCCACUUAUCUCCAAGUUCCUUACAUUGAAACAAGUGCUAAAGAUCCUCCAGUUAAUGUAGACAAAAUGUUUCACGAUAUGGUACGAAUUAUCAGAAAACUGCCUCCACCGCAAUUAAUCUCGAAAGGUGAUCGUAAAAAAGUUCGUUGUUUGUUAUUAUGA